CACGGAAACGGCUCAGGCUUCACUUUCUUCUCCUUCCGUUAACGGUCAGUUUACCUUCUCACCGUCUCCGUAGCGAGUUGUUCUCCCGCGGGCUGUGUCGGUGUCUGCUCUCCGAGAGAACACGAUGGAUAAAGUUUUAUUUCUGACGGUGACUUUGAGUCUGUUUGUAGUUAUAACUCAGGUGAAGUGCAGCUCCUCCAGACUGAAGAGAGUCACCAAGGCACAGGUUUUGGGUUUUGAUUGGAAGAACUGCGGGCAGCCAGACGCUCCAGCUGUUCUGAAGACUCUGACUGUGUCUCCAGAUCCCAUCUCCAUCCCGGGAGACCUGACGGCCUCCGCUGCUGGAUCCACAUCUGUGGAGCUCGCUGCUCCUCUGGCUGUGAACGUGACGCUGGAGAAGGAGGUGGCAGGUUUCUGGGUGAAGGUCCCCUGUGUGGAGGAGUUGGGCAGCUGUCACUAUCAGGACGCGUGUGGCAUCCUGAGCCAGCUGAUCCCUCCGGGUCAGGACUGUCCCGAGCCGCUGCACACCUACGGGCUGCCCUGCCGCUGCCCCUUCAAAGCUGGCUCGUACUCUCUGCCUCAGUCCGACUUCUACCUGCCCUACAUGGAUCUGCCCUACUGGCUGACCAACGGGAACUACCGUGUGCAGGGCGUCCUGGGCAGCCAGGGCAGUGAGCUGGGCUGCCUCAAAGUGUCUCUCUCCCUUCACUCCGACUAAACCGACCGCGGCGAUGCUCGGGAGGUUUCAGCUUCUUGUUUAUUUGCAUAGAGAAUCGGGAAACGGAAGCAGAAGAUGCAGAAAGUGUUGGAACCUUAAAGCUCACAGGGGUUUCUAAAACAUAUCGUUAGACGUUCAAUUAAAGAAAGACGAGAACAAUGUUAGACAAAUACAAUAACAUUUGAUUUAAACAGUUUAUAGUCCUUAAAGAAUCCAAAGACAACAUGGAACUUGUUUGUACGCUGCUCCAAACAUUCACCGUGUCUGAACUCAAACACUUCACAUCGUCCUGCUCGCUGACGGUAACGUGAAGAUCAAGCGCAGCACCGGCAGCUACAACAAGCUGCAAAUACUCUCUUACUUCGCUGUGUGUUCACAAGUAUAGGAGUUUCAAUCAAAAACAGCAUUUUAUUUGAUUUGUUUUUACUUAUGAAUUGAUUUAAAACUAAUGAUUGAAUACAAACAAUCUUUAUUUCCAGCUAAAGACAAACACGUCACGCUGUUUGUUCAGGCGGGUUUGAAAACUUUGAAUUAAGUUGUUUUGUGUGUGAAAAGAUCAUUUUUAAUAUUUCCUUUCCCGUGUAGAGAUCACGACAGGCUCUUAUUUCUCCACCAGUGAACUUUAAAGGGAGUUUCAGGUUUCUGUUCUGCUCUUAGAAAAGAUCAAAUAUUGUUUGCAGGUAAAUUUGAAAGUGAAAACCUUUCGUGCCAAAAAAUAUAUAUAAUUCAUUUUAUUACACAAAGGUCAACGUGCCUCGCUGCUGAACUGCAUUCUGAUCCUGGUCACUGAAACACACACACACACACACACACACACACACACACAGUGACACAGCAUCACUUGUCUCACUGUUUAGAUGUAUUGCUCAUAAACCUGAUGAAGCUCACAUUAAAUAAUAAACAGAUUUGUUAAUGAACUGUAAAAACAAAAGUAGCGUCUGCUGUUUGUUCUUCAGACAUCAUGGCGUGUUCUCUUUGCUUCCAUCAUUGAUUGUUUUGGGGUUUUUUAACUUUUGAAAAGGUUUUCGACCAAUGAGGAGCAGCUCUGCUGGGAGUUCAUCUCCUUCAGGAUGUAGAAUAACUGAUAGCAGCCAAAGUGUGUAUUUUUACUAAGUGCCUGAUUACAUCACUGUAUUUAAAAUGAAAUAAAGAAUUCUGACGUUAUUAGUUCAUUAUGAUUGUAGUUUGACUAAAUGUGUUGAUCGCAACGAUGAUGACGUGUGUUUGUGAAUGAUUCCACAGUUUCUAAUAAACAGUAUGCCAUAAA
This is a messenger RNA of Cottoperca gobio, 1985 nucleotides long. It is a transcript of the gene gm2a, whose product is annotated as ganglioside GM2 activator. The coding region runs from base 125 to 718 and encodes 197 amino acids. Gene Ontology annotation, biological process: ganglioside catabolic process; lipid transport. The record is from RefSeq and is a predicted model, not a curated record. Gene Ontology annotation, molecular function: enzyme activator activity; lipid carrier activity. NCBI's taxonomy places the organism in Eukaryota, Metazoa, Chordata, Actinopteri, Perciformes, Bovichtidae. Gene Ontology annotation, cellular component: cytoplasmic side of plasma membrane. The transcript has 4 exons.